This is a messenger RNA of Racocetra persica, 888 nucleotides long. The record is from the annotation of a GenBank genome assembly. NCBI's taxonomy places the organism in Eukaryota, Fungi, Glomeromycota, Glomeromycetes, Diversisporales, Gigasporaceae.
AUGGAAACUGCCAGUACUAGAAAAUUGUACCUUAUCAAAACAAUUCAAACAUUAUUGAAUACAAUUGCUGAAGCAGAAGUUAAUUUACCAUUACUUGUGCUCGCUUCUACAGGAGUUGCAGUAUUUAAUAUUAAUGGAUUAACAAUUAAUUUGGCACUUUCAAUUCCCAUAUAUACUAAAAAUUUUGACAUAGAUUUUGGACAACUCCUUCCUGUUCUAGAUCUUUUUAUAUAUGCAAUCAAUACAUUACAAGACCUAGUAUCUAAUGAUGGUCUUGUAGCAUAUACUCAAUUUAAAGAAGUAUACAAACUUAAUGUUAUUAAACGUCAAUCAAAAGAAUCCGAAAGACAAAGGAUAUUCAGAGAUAUUCUUUUACAGUUACAUAAUGAUAAGUCGACCUUAUCAGAUUGGGAAACACUAACCUCACGAUUUGAAGAUAAAAUAACUAGCGUGGAAAGGCAACAAUUUUUAGAGGCUAUUUUUAUAUCACCAAAGUGGUCUGAUGUUGAUAGGAUUAAUUUAAAUAAACUUAUGUCUCUGAACUAUCCUGUUGCUAAAAUACUUGCUGUACAUACUGGUGGUCCUGAAGCAAAGAGAGUAGACUCAGAUGUGGUGAUGGGUUUAGAAGCACAGCUAUUAUUAGCAAAAGUUCAAGAUAUUCUGUACAAUGAACAUAGACUGCUUUAUUUUCUUGUGGCUGUUCUGAUUUCCUUUAAAAGAUAUAAUGGGUCCACUAUUACUAUAAUAGAAGAUACAGAAGUAGUUCCAAUUGCACCUAUUCGAUAUACACGGGAGGCUAUUACAGUAUAUAAGAGUCAAGGUCUCACACUUUCAAAAGCUGUAAUAGACCUUGGGAAUAAAGAAUUUGCAGCGGACUUUUCUUUGUAG